Messenger RNA from Abrus precatorius (Indian licorice), 1602 nucleotides. RefSeq names its product protein terminal ear1-like. The transcript has 6 exons. Gene Ontology annotation, molecular function: RNA binding. The coding region runs from base 1 to 1602 and encodes 533 amino acids. The record is from RefSeq and is a predicted model, not a curated record. NCBI's taxonomy places the organism in Eukaryota, Viridiplantae, Streptophyta, Magnoliopsida, Fabales, Fabaceae.
AUGGGUGAAACAGGUAUCAUUCUCCGUUUCCCCUUAGACCCAACAGCGCAAGAGUUCACACCAACAAACCUAUGUUACCCCUAUCACUAUCCCUAUGCUCCCCCACCCAUUCCUCUUCCUCUUCCUCUACCCCUUCCCUACCCUCCUCCGUUCCCUCCACCGCACCUUUCCACGGCACCAACUCGCUCCCUUCUACUCACUCCUCUCCCCGUCAUCACCGAGUUAGCACUCAAAACCCAACUCCAACACUUCGGCGACGUAAGAGCCCUCCAAAUGGAUUCUCUCCGUCACGGUUUCGUCACCGUUCACUUCUACGACCUCCGCCAUGCAGAAACUGCCUUCGCCGCUAUCCGCAUGCACCACUCCCCUCAAUUCCACCCCGCACCGCCGCCCCAUGGACUCGUCGCCGGCCGCCCCGUCUGGGCCCACUAUGUCCUCUCCGACGCUCAGAACCAAGGCACCCUCGUCGUUUUCAACUUGGACCCCGACGUCUCCGCCGAGAAUCUCCGGCGAGUUUUCGAGCCCUUCGGUCCCAUAAAGGAAUUGAGAGACACCCCAUGGAAAAGGAAUCAAAGAUUCGUGGAGUUCUUCGACACAAGAGAUGCUUCCAAGGCUUUGAAACAUAUGAAUGGAAAGGAAAUUCAUGGCAAAACCGUUGUCAUUGAGUUCAGUAGACCAGGUGGUCACACUAGAAAGUUCUUCCAUUCUUCUUCUCCACCUUCUAAUAAAAAGCCUUUCAAUUUCAAUAUUAAUAUUCCACCUCUUCAAUCUCCUUCCCCACGACGUCGUUUUGCUUCCUCUCGCUUCCACUCCUCUCACCCACAACUCUCUCACAAGAAAACCCCCCACAAGGUUCCCAAUCAUGCCACCAUUGAUACCACAGUUGGUAGCACUAAGCAGCAGCAGCAACAACAACAACAACAACUACCUAGGAGUAGUAGGCAUUGGAAAGGAAAACAAGCAAAGAAACACGAAACGCGGUUUCUUAUCAAAGAGGAUGCCAUUGUAGAGUCUAGUUCAAGAGAUACUAGAACUACUGUGAUGAUCAAGAACAUUCCCAAUAAGUACAGUCAGAAGCUACUAUUAAACAUGCUGGACAACCACUGUAUACACUGCAACGAGCAGAUAGGAGACGGCGAUGAGCAGCCUCUAUCCUCCUACGACUUCGUGUACCUUCCCAUUGAUUUCAACAACAAGUGCAACGUGGGAUAUGGGUUUGUUAACAUGACAUCUCCGGAGGCAACUCUGAGGCUGUACAAGGCCUUCCAUCUUCAACACUGGGAGGUUUUCAAUUCCAGAAAAAUUUGUGAAGUCACCUACGCUAGAGUUCAGGGAUUGGAAGCGUUGAAAGAGCAUUUUAAGAACUCAAAGUUCCCAUGCGAGAUGGAGCAUUACCUGCCAGUGGUGUUUGAACCGCCUCGAGAUGGGAGGGAACUGACGGAGCCACUUCCAUUGGUGGGGAACAAGCAACCACUCAUUCCAAUUCCGAUUGAUGAGAUGGAGAAUGGUGUUUCUGCUUCUGCUUCUGCUUCUGCUUCUGACUAUGACGUGCUUAGCAGCAAAAGCGGCGGCGUGGGUGAUGAUGACACAAUUCAAGUGUAG